CCAAAGUGAAGAUUAUGGACAGUCAGCUAUUCAUCUUCUUCUUCUUUGCCUUGUUUACAUUUUUUUAUGGCUCGCAAUGUGAAAGAGUCUACAAAAUCAUUAAAAAAGGAAGUUUUGUACUUGGAGGAACCAUGACUCUUCAAACUGAAGAAAUACCCAGCAUGGAGCGACCUGUUACCUGGAAAAAUGUGAAUAAAAGCUUUGAAUGUGAUAGAACAUGUUAUAAAUCUGGCAGAGUAGAAGUUCAGCAGAGUGGUAAUACAUCCACUAUUUUGUUAAAAUAUAUAUCACAGGCAGAUGUGGACUGGAUUUUCCGCGACAAGAAAUAUCGCUAUGCAAGGGUUUCUUUUAAGGAAGAAGGUUGGCAAUGUAAAAAAGAGUACAAAAUAGGUAUUUUGAAAGGAAACCCUGUGCUCGGACAAAGUAUCGAUCUUGAGGUUAAAGAUAUGCCCUAUAUGGAAAGGCCUGUGGUCUGGAGAAAUAGGGUCCGUAGUAUCGAGUGCAAUAAGAAAUAUUGCGAUCGUGGCAAAUAUGUAGUUAGGCAGAUUCAUAGAACUUCUACUCUCUACAUCGAGAAUAUAACGAGAGGGGAUUUGUUUUGGAGAUUCUAUGACAAGAACUCCUGUAAUGCAACUAUUACUCUUGGGAAAGAAGAUAAUGAAACAACAAAAGAUUCUAAAGUUGCGACAUCAGAAAGUAACAGCAAUAUCAAGCGUGUGGCAAAGAGCCUUUGUAUAGGCGUCUUUGCUGGAUUCACCCUUUUUGCACUCAUCACAAUUAACCUAUGGAGAAUGUAGAAAAAAUUGGUAUAGCAUGCAAGAAAGGAUUGGUUGGUGCUUUUUCUUUUGUGCCCCAUAAUUUGCACGAUGGCAUCAAAUCCCUAAAACCUGAGAAAAGCGACUCCAAGAACUUGAAAAAAAAUUACAAGUCAAAAAGUACAACGGCCCCCAACUGUAGAACUUGCAUCUUACUCUUUGAGGGCUCAACAUACAAAUUUAAGUCAAGUCAAACUUUUACCAUAAUGUGCUUUGAAGAACUUAAUCUAUGUUCUCAAAUGUGGAGGAUGUGGUGGGGACUACAUAGGUCAAACUAGCUUAACUUCCACUGGGAAGCCAAUCAAGCAGAACGACAAGCUUGACCACCGAAAAAAGUCACCAGUAUUUAGUAUUUUAAC
Molecule: messenger RNA, 1174 nt
Organism: Octopus sinensis (East Asian common octopus)
Lineage: Eukaryota; Metazoa; Mollusca; Cephalopoda; Octopoda; Octopodidae
Exons: 7
Coding region: 15-797 (260 amino acids)
Source: RefSeq, a predicted model, not a curated record